AAGCAAUAUUAGAAGUACUACUCUCUUCUCUUAAAAUGGCAAGAGUCCCGGAGCCUCUAGUUGUUGGGAGAGUGAUAGGAGAUGUUCUUGAUUCCUUCACUCCAACAACACACAUGUCUGUCACUUACAACACCAAGCUAGUCUGCAAUGGACUUGAGCUCUUUCCUUCUGUUGUCACAGCCAAACCUAGAGUUGAGAUUCAAGGAGGGGAGUUGAGAUCUUUCUUUACUUUGGUGAUGACGGACCCAGAUUGUCCUGGCCCUAGUGACCCUUAUCUAAGGGAGCACCUGCACUGGAUUGUGACAGACAUUCCAGGCACUACAGAUGCCGCAUUUGGAAGAGAGGCGCUGAGCUACGAGAUGCCAAGGCCCAACAUUGGCAUCCACAGGUUUGUGUUUGUUCUCUUCAAGCAGAAACGAAGACAAUCAAUCAACCCACCUUCCUCAAGGGAUUGCUUCAGCACUCGAAGCUUUGCGGCUGAAAAUGACCUGGGUCUUCCUGUCGCUGCCGUUUACUUCAAUGCGCAGAGAGAAGGUGCAGCUAGAAGACGCUAGCCAGUCGCUACCCAAAACUCCUACAUCCAUAUAUAUGUUAAUCAAAUAAAUGUGCUUAACUAAUAUUCUCCCUAUUAGGCCACUAUUACGUACUUUCA
Pyrus x bretschneideri (Chinese white pear) is the source of this 652-nucleotide messenger RNA. It is a transcript of the gene TFL1, whose product is annotated as protein TERMINAL FLOWER 1-like. Gene Ontology annotation, biological process: negative regulation of flower development; vegetative to reproductive phase transition of meristem. Gene Ontology annotation, cellular component: nucleus; cytoplasm. Lineage: Eukaryota; Viridiplantae; Streptophyta; Magnoliopsida; Rosales; Rosaceae. The record is from RefSeq and is marked provisional.